Hippocampus comes (tiger tail seahorse) is the source of this 1634-nucleotide messenger RNA. It is a transcript of the gene ccdc122, whose product is annotated as coiled-coil domain containing 122. The transcript has 6 exons. The coding region runs from base 102 to 911 and encodes 269 amino acids. Lineage: Eukaryota; Metazoa; Chordata; Actinopteri; Syngnathiformes; Syngnathidae. The record is from RefSeq and is a predicted model, not a curated record.
CACGCUGGGAGUUGUAGUUUUACUGCUGACACAGUUUAACUCUCCUGGUAAUCCUUGGUUCUUAGUUCAUUUAGAGAAAGCAAAAACUCACUGAUGUUAAAAUGUCAAAUCCCACCACUUGUACAGGAUCUCAGAGUCAAUUAACAGUAGGCCAAGCUCUGGAAAAUAUCAGCCAACGUGACACCACUGAGUUUGAAACUCUGCAAAAAGACCAAGAGUCUCUCAGCUCCCUACAGGUGACUCUAUCGGAUGUGCAGAAGAAAAGCGACGAGGCUGAGAAGAAACUGAGACAUAAAGCGAGAGACCUCCUUAUUGUGGAAGAUGACAUGAUGCAUUUAGAGCAGGAAAUGCAGGCAAGACGUGACCACUGUGCCUCCAUCACAGUGGACAAGGCAAAACUCCUGGAGCAAAUAAGUGAGGAAGAGGAGACGGCCUGCAUGGCACGGGCUCAGUUUGACAUUUAUCGAAGAAAAAUGGUGAGCCACAGGCAGGCAGUUUUGCGCAAGAUGGACCAUACUGAUGCUUGCAAAGAGGAGAAGACAACCCUUGUCGAAAAAUUGAGGAAGUUUAAGGAGGAGCUGAAGGAGGAUUUAGAAAAUCCACAUGGAAUCAAAGUGCAGUCAGAAAAGAGAGAGAUUGAGGCCCUGACAGUGGAGAUUGGAGAGUUGAUGGAAAAUAUAGCAGAGAGGAGGGAAAGUCUUCAGAAAGAGUUGGAGAGCCAUGUCCAGUUAAAGCAAGACAUUGAGGGGCAAACCAAGCGCUUUAAUGCCAUCAUCAAGCACCUUCACUGUCAAAUCAGCAAGGCCCAGGCCUCCCACAGGCUAAUGUCCAAAGAAAUCUACCACAUGGAGAGACAGAAAGUUGAGCUUCAAAGGCAGCUGGGAUCAUCAAAUGACUCUGAUCAGUGUUAAAGCAACAAGAGAUACAGUACAUUGCGGCAUGGCACACUGACAAGUCAUGAGUUGUUGCUACAACAAGCCAGCAGAGGACAGCAGUGUCAAAUAAACGUGUAGCUAUAUAGCCACAACCCCAAUGGGAAUGUACAAUAUUCCUUGUUCAAAAAGCUACUAGCGCGAAGUGUCUAAAUAUAGUGUUUUGAACCGUUUGUAGCAUACUGUUUUACAUUAAUAUUUCCGGAAUAUGUUUUGCAUUUGGACGAAUUUAAAGAGACAGUCAGCAGGAUGUUUUUCGGCCCACCACCAGGCCAGCACCUCCUCCGAGUUAGUUCAUCCUGGCCACAACAAUCCGAACAAAAGCUUCAACUGUAGAUAUGUUUUGGUACACACUGUUCCAGCUUCCGCCUCAGUGGCUCGCCUGAUGCUCGCUGAAGUGACAUUCCCACUGGAGGCUAACAAGGCGAGACUGGGCCUCGUCGACCAUAUCUCAAAACGAAAUAGCAAUAAUUGGUAGAAGGAGGUAGCAUUGCUGCACACUACAGUGUGCUCUACUCAUCAUAACUGUUAUGUAUUUUGAAGUAUGGUUUCUUUGUCCUCUGGUUUUCUGGAGUAAACGUACAAUAAAGUUUCAGUGCUACUCUACUAAUGAACAUUGUAUUCCUAUAAUUUCAUGGUAUUCCAGUGUUGAGAAGGGACAUAAACAUGGAGCGAUGGUGAAAAUGCUCCAGUGUAAUUGUU